Dicrocoelium dendriticum is the source of this 3527-nucleotide messenger RNA. The record is from the annotation of a GenBank genome assembly. Lineage: Eukaryota; Metazoa; Platyhelminthes; Trematoda; Plagiorchiida; Dicrocoeliidae.
GGUCGAUCGGGUAGGCGACCCGAGAGUGGCGUGUCGGUCUGGUAAAUGCAUGCAAGACUGGGCAGUACGCAAACUGACGCGCUUAAUUGCGCAAGGUGGCCGGCUCACUGCUACCGUUCAGGCGAAGGAGUAUCAUAUUACGGCUUGGAAUUAUAGCUGUACUAAACAAUGAACAAUUUACCAGUUCCUAAGACAACGGCCCCUGAUUCCGGUCCGACUGAUGCUUUUGACAUGGGACUAUAUAAGUCACAACCGACUGCACUCAAUUUGACACGAAACAUCAUUCCCGAAGACUCCGUGUGGAAUUCGACUCCAAUGAUGUGUGGCACAGGCAACAUUGGCGAUACAGAGAAACCCGCAGAUGGCAUGGUUCUCGAGAUCGAGAUGGACGAAAUCCGGCCCAUUACUCCUCCGGACGGUGGUUGGGGAUGGUUUAUUGUGUUGGGUAGCUUCAUGUGCAUGUUUCUGGUGGAUGGCGUGUGCUUCUCCUACGGUAUCUUUCUCAGCGAGCUUGAGGCCACUUUCGGGGCCUCAAAGAUGCAAAUGACCUUAGCUGGCUCAUUGCUGACGGGAUGCUAUUUCAUGGUUGGUCCUCUUGUCAGCGGAUUGAUGAAUCGAUUUGGGGCACGAAAAUUGGUAGUGAUCGGCUCAAUCGUCUCCUCUGCGGCCAUUUUCUGCAGCAGCUUUGCCACCAAUGUGAACACCUUCAUUGGAUUGUUCGGUGUGAUUGGCGGCAUCGGUUACGGUCUACUGUACCUUCCGGCGGCCACAAUUGUGACCUCUUGGUUUUUGAAAAAACGCGCCACAGUCACCGGAAUUGUUAUGGCUGGCAGCAGCAUCGGUGUCACCUUCUACAGCAUCGCCAUCCCUCAUCUAAUCUCUUGGUUCACCUGGCGUGGAUGCAUUCUCAUUCUCUCCGCGAUGAAUCUGAACGCCGCAGUCGCUGGAGUUCUUUUCCGCCCACUGUCUUCCGUCUAUCCACAAAGUACCAAGGAGAAGAGGAAGCAUGGAGCCGACGGAUUGGCAUCCCCCCUCGUCACUUCCGAAUUGGGUGGCCAGUUUGACACGAAGGCAACUGCUCGGUUCAACGACCCAUCGCAGGUAGCAGAGGUGCAACGAAGAGCCAGUGUCCAGGUGAGUUCUUUUCCCCCUUAUUGCACUCCACGUUACAUGCAUCUAAUAUGUAAUGCGAUCACUUCACACGGCAAUCAACUGGUCCCAGUCCCCGAAGGAUCCACUCUGACAAUCAGCGCCGCGGACCACUUUCCGCUGAUGAGCGUCGAGACGGUGAACCUCAUUGUCGAAGACGUACUCAACCGUCAACCCUUCGUGUCCGCAACUAGCUUAGCGAUAUCGGACAAAGGGCAGGUGGUUCGAAAACCGUCUAAUUUCAUCGGGGGGAGUUCGCGCUGGUUAUCGUCCACAGCUUCUCAGCUGAGCAGUCAGCAAGUGACAGUCCGACCGACGGAUAAGGCUGUCGUCUACUUGAAGCCGGAUAACACUGGAAGUACUCUGUUCUUUGCCUCAGCGCUUUCGCUACGGGCUGGCACAGAUGCCGCCGCUGGCCCGAUCGACGAGUCUGCCGUGCGUGGAGCGAUCAUCAAGGAAUUACGCAAAGAGGUCUCCCGCCCGGUGCAUCGGAAAGACUUAUUUUUGAGCGGAAGUGUGUUUCAAUUGGACGAGUAUCUUGCAAGUCCGACGGCGGAUACCUACAUCCGGACGGUGACAGCGCAGGCGGAGGAAGUUCAGGCACGAAAUCCCAUCAUGGCCAUGCUGCGUAGCAUGUUUGGACUUAGCCUUCUACGCAGUCCCUCCUUCCAGUUACUAAACGUGUCCGGUGUCAUCACAGUGGUUGGUUACAUCGUUCCUUAUCAGUUUCUGAAAGACAACGCACAAGUUCAUGGUUAUGGCGAAAAGGAGUCAGCGUAUCUACUGGCUUAUCUUGGCGUUCUCAACACUAUUAGCCGUCUGGUAUCCGGUUGGUUUUCUGAUCAACCCUGGACUGACGUGCUCGUGAUAAACAAUGUAGCUCUGGUGCUCUCAGGUAUCGCCACCGCAAUGGUGCCCCUGUUCACUACUUACGCUGGGAUGCUGUCGUACGCUUGUUUUUUCGGAUUUGUGGUCGCCGCAUUUAUCGUUGUACGUACCAUAUUGACCGUGAAGAUACUUGGAUUGGAUCGUCUCACAAAUGCAUUCGGCUUCUUCCUACUCUUCCAGGGACUGGCCAUUGUCGGUGCCCCUCCAUUGUUGAGUUCUCUCUAUGAUACGUUUCGCACCUUUGACUACACUUUCAUCUUUGGUGGGCUGGCUCUUUUUGUUUCCGGUGUCAUAUGCUUCCCGUUGGGCGCGGUGGCCCGAUGGGAGCAUCGGAAAGAAAUUGGCAUGACCGGAGCGGAUGACUUGGAGAAUCUUGGCAAAGGCCCAUUCGCAUUGACAAAGUUGGUUCGCCGAAUGAGGGAUUUCUUCUCGCGGCGGCGGUAUUCGCGCAACCAUGUUGAUUACGACUACACUGGUAGCGUGGACUACGAUGAAACUUGCGAUUCCAGGGUUAUGCGAAACGACAAGGCACCUUGACUCGCCCUUCAGAUCAUCCGUUUAUAUUCCUCAUCCUCUCCUCUAAACUAUGCGCCGUCUCCGAUUCCGAAACCCACACCCACACAUGCACAGAUUCCCAUCAUUAAUAAUACUUGCUUCACCCUGUCGUCCACUUCAACUGUCCCACAAAAUUGCGCUUCAGACACUCUGUGACCGCGUUCACGAGCUGACCUCCCUCACACCUCACUUCACUUUGUCAAACAGAGCCUCUUUCAACUAUUGUCACUACCACUCCCACCGAGCGCUCUAAGUGUGAGCUAUUGGCUCUCCCCGGUCUCAUCAACAGCCGUUUCCUUCUUAUCGACUGUUGUUUUUGACGAAAUCUCGAUACAGGAUGAAAUGUUUCCGUCUCAGUAGUUAUCAUCCAUCCAUUUAUAUCUCAAUAUUGUCAGAGUGUAAAAAGUACUUUGUAUUGUCCCACUGGGUAUCCAUCUUCCUGUCCUUCCGUGAGAAUGAGGCCUGCCUGAUACCCAUGUACUGAUUAAAGAAACUGAUUGGCAUCUGAAUGAUCGCUAGUUCAGUCUUAUUGUUCAGCAUGCACCUCUUAUUACGGCAUACGGUACAUUCAGAUUGGCAUUUGGAUCUCAAUAUGGAACAUUUAAUCGUGUGUUUAUGUACUUGUGCGUCCUGUUAGACCAUCCCAUCAGUCCACUUAUCAUUCUUGCCAAAUCUUUGUGGCCGACUGUAUGGAUUUCCUCCCACCCAGCCAAGUCAAGGUAAGCCGGACAGUAUCGUGGUUACUUCACCGCUGGGUUCGUCAUUCGGCUUUGAUCUUCUCUCAGAAACCAAAUCUCAUCAUACGGCACCAUACGGACAGACAAUUUCGAAAAUUGGGGUGAAUGUGAAUGCAAUACGCAAACUAUUCAAUUACUCUAACAGUGAAUGAAAAUUUUACUGUUUCCCAAUAACAAAUGAGGUUUUUUAACGGUUUC